This is a messenger RNA of Olea europaea var. sylvestris, 813 nucleotides long. Its product is annotated as auxin-responsive protein SAUR32-like. The record is from RefSeq and is a predicted model, not a curated record. The transcript has a single exon. Gene Ontology annotation, biological process: response to auxin. NCBI's taxonomy places the organism in Eukaryota, Viridiplantae, Streptophyta, Magnoliopsida, Lamiales, Oleaceae. The coding region runs from base 233 to 604 and encodes 123 amino acids.
UAUUCCUGAAUCUCAAUCUAGUUGUUGAUAUGCUUUCAGUUUCGUGGAUAUUCUUAUCAUGAUCAAUAUUCCAACGUCCUUAACAAAUUCUUCUCUUACAAUCUUUAAACUUGCCAUUUCGGCAUCAGAUCCUUGGCCUUUUUCACUUGUUUUCUUGUAACAUCUGAGAUCUCUCUCUUUCUGCAAGAAAAAUCUAAGGUUUUCUUGUUCCUCCGUGUUUUUUAAUCUUGAGAUGGGUAGUGGAGAUAAAACCCAUCUGAAUUUCCAUUUGAACAUGCCGAUUAUUCAUUUCCACCACCACCACCACCAAGGGAAGAAGGAAAUACCGAAGGGGUAUGUGGCGAUAACGGUGGGGCAAGGGGAGGAGCAGCAGCAGCGGUUCAUUGUUCCGGUGAUCUAUAUCAACCACCCGCUGUUCACCGAGUUGCUUAAAGUGGCUGAAAAUGAAUAUGGAUUUGAUCAAAAAGGUCCAAUUAAUAUUCCUUGCCAUGUUGAAGAAUUUCGCCAUGUUCAGUGUACGAUUGAUCAAGAGAAAUCGCACCACUACCAUUACAGCCACCACGGCUACCCCCACUACCACCAGUUUGUGUGCUUCAAGGCUUGAAAUUUAUGCGUUUGACAAUUAGGUUAUUCCCCGUUUGAUGUAAUUUUCUUUUUCUCUUUUCAAUUUUUGUUGGUUAAUUAUUUUCCUUACUUAUUAUGGAUCCAUUUGUACCGUUGUGUAGUAUAAUAAUGUCGAGAUUUUGAUGAUAUUUGUAUGAAUUAAGUUAAAGUGAUCGAAUUCGUUGACAUAACGGCUAACCGAUCCUCACA